AUGCUCACGAUGGCGCCAAAUCUCACGCUACUAUCGGACCUGACGCCACCCUCGCUCGAGCGAACCUGGCUCACAGCACCCCACCCCACGCUCCCGCUCGUGGCAACAUGCAGCUCCGAUAAGACGGUGCGGGUGUACUCGCUCACGAACUUCAAGCUCCUCUCAACCAUUACCGGCGGGCACAAGCGGAGCGUGCGAACAUGCGCGUGGAAGCCUCAUGUGCAAGGCGAGAGCGUGCUUGCCACUGGUAGCUUUGACGCCACGGUUGGGAUUUGGCGGCGGUGGGACAGCUACGGGCGGGUCGGUGUCAUGGUCGCCGUGGGGAUGCUGCUUGCGACAUGUGCGCGGGACAAGUCGAUUUGGAUCUGGGAGGAUCUGGAUGAUGGGGACAACAAUUUUGAGACGGUUGCUGUGAUGCAGGAGCAUGGCGGCGAUGUGAAAUGCGUCUCGUGGCAUCCUGUGGAAGAAUGUCUGGCCAGUGGGGGUUAUGACGAUACUAUUCGAUUAUGGCGAGAAGACCUCGACGACUGGGGCCAAGUGGCGUGCAUCAAGAAGCAUGAGGGAACCGUGUGGGCUUUGGACUGGGAAGGUCCUGAAACCACCCCUCAUUCGUCAGAGCAGAGUCUGCAAGCUCAAUGGCGGGAGCAGCGUGCACUAUCGGGCCCUCGACUGGUGUCCUGCUCAGAUGACCGCACAGUUCGAAUCUGGCGUCGCUUGCCUAAGGAAUCUGCACUGCCGAGCACGCUCUCCUCUGCAGCAACUGGCAUUCCCAGUAUUAUUCGGCCGACAGGUACCGACGAGACUUGGGAGGAGGAUGCAGUGCUGCCACAGUCGCAUGCCCUUGUGGUGUAUUCCGUUGCUUGGAGCCACAAGUCAGGUCUCCUUGCAUCCGUCGGCGCUGAUGGGCGAAUUGUCGUGUACGAGGAACGACUGGUUGCGUCCACACCCGAUACAGACGCAAUGGAUACCGAAUCAGAGAGCAGAGCUCCAUUAAAAACCGAGUGGGUGAUUCUUGCCGUGGUCAAUGGCGCGCACGGCAUCUAUGAAAUAAAUCAUGUUGCAUGGGCCAAAAGAGCAGACCGUGGCUCUUCAGAUGGAGAGGAGGUUCUGAUCACAACAGCAGACGAUGGGAGUGUGAAGGUAUGGACGCUGCAGCCGUAA
Molecule: messenger RNA, 1161 nt
Organism: Penicillium chermesinum
Lineage: Eukaryota; Fungi; Ascomycota; Eurotiomycetes; Eurotiales; Aspergillaceae
Gene: cia1
Product: iron-sulfur cluster assembly protein CIA1
Exons: 2
Coding region: 1-1161 (386 amino acids)
Biological process (GO): iron-sulfur cluster assembly
Cellular component (GO): cytosolic [4Fe-4S] assembly targeting complex
Molecular function (GO): protein binding
Source: RefSeq, a predicted model, not a curated record